UUACAAUAGUAUUACAUGCCUACCCAACUUCAGCGUUUAGCGUUGAUUACAUAGAAGAUAGGUUACUUUCGGGUAGGAGUGGCGAGUAAAUGGCCGCUAUAGAUGUCGCCCUGGAGGACACUGCGGAAGAUGAGACCCUCGAGACCAGCUGACACGAAAUCCAAAUGACGCGUCGGAUGUCGCGGCUCUCGCGAUGUGUCUCCACGAUGUGCUGGACGGGGACGAUGAACGGGUGGAUGCUGUGCGUCGUCAAUUCGAAGAAGUUCUCGGCGUCUACUCCGUUGGUGAAGCAUGGGAACUGUUCCGAGAGGAUUUCCAGCUCUCCCCGCUUCGCGCCGCCAUGGCACUGAGAGGGAAUGUACCGGGCCUUACCGUCUCGGACGCGAAAUCCCUCUUGUUCAAGAUCAAAACGGCAUCGGAGGGGGCCGUGGAGGAUCAGGGACACAGGGACGCGGAGACUGGCACCGUCGAGGACGCGGCGGAACUGUGGUCCCGAUGAGUGCACCAGCCGGCAUCACCGAAGCAGAGGAUGUGCCACCCCGCGUCAAGUCGCGUGGUGCUACUGGCGAGUUCAAAACAAACUGGUCAGAGCUUGGCGGUAUAGACCCAUAUGCAUGCUGCAUCAGCGGCGGCAUCAGGGGGUGGUUCAUCGGUGCUAAGACUGGCAACAUCGAGAAUAUUAUCAACCACGUCAAAACACGCCAGCACAUGAUGGCGUGCAAGCAAGAGACACAGCGGCUCACCCAGCAGGGUGGCCUUGUCGCGCGGCCCAUGCCACCACCUGGAGUGCGAGACGUCAGCUGUGCCUGGCCACCUGACAUGCGCAUGCAUCUAUAUGGCAUGUCGGACGAGGCGGCAGAGGAUGAGUAUCAGCGCCUCUACAGCCAGUUUCAGCACAGGCGCACACGUCGGCGAGAGCAGCAGCCCAAUGCCGUAGACAGUGGGCGCCGCAUCUUACCGCGCACUUCACCCACUCCUGCACCUGGAGCGCGCACCGUUGGUCCCAACAUGGAUCCGGAGGCACAGCGCAUCGUCAGCCCCGACGUGGCGACAUGGAUAUCAGCGAUAGCGAGUCUGCACAUGAUGGCGUGCAAGCAAGAGACACAGCGGCUCACCCAGCAGGGUGGCCUUGUCGCGCGGCCCAUGCCACCACCUGGAGUGCGAGACGUCAGCUGUGCCUGGCCACCUGACAUGCGCAUGCAUCUAUAUGGCAUGUCGGACGAGGCGGCAGAGGAUGAGUAUCAGCGCCUCUACAGCCAGUUUCAGCACAGGCGCACACGUCGGCGAGAGCAGCAGCCCAAUGCCGUAGACAGUGGGCGCCGCAUCUUACCGCGCACUUCACCCACUCCUGCACCUGGAGCGCGCACCGUUGGUCCCAACAUGGAUCCGGAGGCACAGCGCAUCGUCAGCCCCGACGUGGCGACAUGGAUAUCAGCGAUAGCGAGUCUGACACUAAGCGUUUGUGAGAAGUCCCGCCAUCUAUUAGCUCGGGUACCAAAUCAGAUUUGGCAGCGGGAGCGGUCAAACUUUGCAUCACAUUACGAUUAA
This is a messenger RNA of Volvox carteri f. nagariensis, 1548 nucleotides long. RefSeq lists its product as uncharacterized. Bases 292 to 1548 code for a protein of 418 amino acids. The record is from RefSeq and is a predicted model, not a curated record. The transcript is spliced from 6 exons. Lineage: Eukaryota; Viridiplantae; Chlorophyta; Chlorophyceae; Chlamydomonadales; Volvocaceae.